AUGCGUUUCUCAACUCUCGCAUUUGCUGCCAUUGCAGCCCUCCCAUCUGCCAUCUCUGCUUUCUCUCUCUACGACAUCUCUUCUGACCUUGGGGAUGCCAACGACAAGUGUGCUUCUCAAUACUCGAUUCCCCUCAUGUCCUGUGGUUUCCUCCCAGGCAAGUGCUCAGAAGCUUGUCAAGAGCAAUUACAGUCCCUUGAGAAGACUCUUCAGGGAGUCUGCAAGGAUGCUAAGAAGCCUCAGAACCUUCUCCUUGCUGCUUUGAACGACGGUCUCGUCCCUGCUCUCUGCUCGAAUGCAGCCAGUGGUGGUAGCAGCGGCGGCGGUUCUGGAGGAAGCGAUGAUGCUCCAUCUACCACCCCAACUUUUAUGUCUGGACCAGGAAAGACUCCAUCACCUUCUGUCGCUCAGCUCAGUUUCUCCGGUGUUCUUGAGGCUACUUCUGCCUCCGAGGAUCAAUCCGAACCAACUGGUCUUGUUAUCGACACUUCGGUUCCUGAAUCUAGCGUCACUCAGACUGUUGCUUUCCCGGAAAAUACCUACGCUUCAACCACUCUUCGGACUUCUAGCGCUGCAGCCAGCACCACAGGCCCCAGCUCAAACAACAAUGGAGGCACUAACGGCAGCCCAUUCAGCUCCCAAGAUGAUGCCCCAAGCAGCGGUGCUGUCGUUCGCGUCAGUGCUUUCGGUGUUGCCAUUGGAGUUUUUGCAUUGAUUGCCAACAUUGCCUAA
Molecule: messenger RNA, 732 nt
Organism: Orbilia oligospora ATCC 24927
Lineage: Eukaryota; Fungi; Ascomycota; Orbiliomycetes; Orbiliales; Orbiliaceae
Exons: 1
Coding region: 1-732 (243 amino acids)
Source: RefSeq, a predicted model, not a curated record